GUUAGUGUUUUGCUGAAACACUCCGAACUUCGAAAACGUAUUCCCGUCAUACAUAGUUAAAAAGUUUAAAAACAAUCAAUUUUCAUCAAGUCACUUUCAUUUUUACUGAAGGAUGCUGGUUUAUUGUUCGACGAAAUUCACAAUAAUCAUUUAUUUCUCGUGUUUAUAAUUCGGAGUCGUUAUUUUUUUGCUAGCGACUGAGAGGUUAAGAUUCCCUCCUCGUAGUGUUUACAACUUUUUUGGAGUUUCUUCGCUUGAAAAAGACAUUCAAAAUUCUUGACGUUUUCUCGUUUGGAGCAGUGUUGUUUUAUAUAUGAUUUGGAGAAAAAUAUCAAGAUUAUAACAACAUUAAUUCGCAGAAUAUAACAGAAUAAUUUUUCUGGUUUCGUUUGUCGAAAAAUAAUAUAACCUCUAAAAUUCAGAUCAUUACCAUGGAGUACUCUACAGUUUCCUACCCGAGCGACCGAUCAGAUCAAUGCGACAAAAGACAUGGCCUGACCAUUCCCUUCAUGAUGCACGACUUCAAAACCGUAAUCAGGAGCGGCAAAGAAACUCGCCUCCAGCGACGAGUUCUCUCUUUCAGCGAAAAUCCAACCAUUCAAUGUUCCAUAGACAUUGACUUUACCGGCGAGAAUCUCAACGCCCAGAUCCAAUACUUCACCACCGAACUUCCUCGUCGUUCCUACGAAAUGGUCUGCACCCUUGCCGACAUUAGCGAUUUAAAAUCUGGGAAAAAAAUUUCACUCUACCACGAAUUCCAUCACGAAAAUCUCUGGCUCUCUGUUGUCAGAGAUUGGCGACCGCUCUGCUCUUUUCCGUGCAUCCUCCCCAAAGUCGAUCUCUACGAUUUCAUCCAAAGCGACUUUCGCUUCCUUCUGAUGUUCAAAUUCAUCGAGGGUGAAUACGUUGAAGUGCAGCCAACCCUGAAAACCCUCUCUUCGCUCUUUGAAAACGAAACUUUUGCCGAUUUUACGAUAGUUGCCCGGGGCAAAGAAUUUAAAGUUCACAGGGCAGUUUUGGCAACAGCCUCUGCAGUUUUUGAGGCGAUGUUUUUGAGUCAAAUGAAGGAACAACAAGAAAAUCAAAUGAGUAUAGAUGAUAUAGAACCGGAUGUUAUUAAAGAGAUGCUUCGGUUUGUUUAUACGGGGGCAGUUCAUAAUAUAAAAGACCACGCGGAGAAACUUCUCAUUGCUGCUGAUAAGUACAGACUUGAGAAUUUGAAGGGAUUUUGCGGUAGGCAAUUGAGCAAGUCGAUCGACGCCGAGAAUGUAAUGAACGUUCUUAUUCUUGCCGAUACUUACCGUGACAGUACGUUAAGACAGAGUGCCUUGAAAUUUAUUAACAAAAACCUUAAGGCCAUCCUUCAAAAAGACGACAAUGUGGAUGUAUUGACUAGCAGGCCGGAUUUCGCGGUUGAAAUUUUACUGAAUAUUGCCUAAAAGUUAGACAAUUGAUUUUGUACAUUUUUUCGGGGAUUCAUUUUAUGGUGCGAGGCUCGAAAUUUCAGGGAUGAAUUUUCGAACAGGGGUUUUGUUCAGUGGUUCCGAUUUUUAAGACUGCAAGCGUUAUAUUUUGAAAUGCUUUUUGGAAGUCUUGGAAGUUCCAAAUUUUUAGGACUUUGGAUUUCUGUCAUAUUCAAGAAGUUUGAAAAUGAAAAAGAUGCAGCGUUUUCUUUUUAAUUUUGAAAACAUCACAUAUAUCGCAAAGUUCUACAUAAUAUUUACGAAUUAGAAAUUUGUAGUCUACUCUUUAAAGUCUAGUCUUUACAGGCUGUCGUUUGCGAUAUUGGAGUUUUAGCUUAAUCUUCAGCAGAAAGGCGAGAUUUUUUUCCUUAUACACAAAACUUAUCUCAAGUUCCAUUUUUAGUAUUAUUUUUGGAAAACAAAAAUUGUGAUUAUGUUUUAGGAAAUCCUUAGAGAUUCAAAUUUUCGAAAAUGUUCAUGCAUAAUACAUAUUUCGUAACAAGUCUUAAUCGACGUGAGUGGAGGAAUUUAAAAUAUGGAAAGUUGUAUAUAAAAUGUAUUUAUUUGUAAGACAAUUUCGUGUGAAACUCGCACUGUAUA
Belonocnema kinseyi is the source of this 2063-nucleotide messenger RNA. RefSeq names its product speckle-type POZ protein B-like. The transcript has 3 exons. The coding region runs from base 432 to 1439 and encodes 335 amino acids. NCBI's taxonomy places the organism in Eukaryota, Metazoa, Arthropoda, Insecta, Hymenoptera, Cynipidae. Gene Ontology annotation, cellular component: cytoplasm. Gene Ontology annotation, molecular function: ubiquitin protein ligase binding. The record is from RefSeq and is a predicted model, not a curated record. Gene Ontology annotation, biological process: proteasome-mediated ubiquitin-dependent protein catabolic process; regulation of proteolysis.